CGUGGACAGUGGGAGGGGCCGAAGGCGUGUCCCGAACGUCAUCUGUUGAGUCAGCAAUCUGCUGAGUCGCUCGUGAUAAAGAACUGCUGAGAACGGGCAAGUGUCUACCCUUGUCUCCGACCACCAGGCAGGCGUACCCGGGCACACUCCCUCAGGUGGCCUUGCUGACCAGGCUGACCAGAUGCCACACUGACAACAGCACCCACUCUCUGAAAAGAAAAUCAUGGAAACUGGACAGCAAAUAGAAUGGCAGGACCUCGACAAGAGACGCUAUUACAUCAUUGGACCCAGUAUGUUUGUCUGCGUACGAGCAGUCCUAUAUCCCAUAAACCUCAUCAAGGUCCACCUGUUCAUGCAGCAGGGAAACUCCCUCUAUUCCGGGGCAAUCGACGCCUUCCGGAAGAUUCUCAGACGAGAGGGGAUCCGGGGUCUGUACAGAGGGUUCACAGUCAGCUUACUAGGGAUGGCAUCGGGACAAAUGUACAUCACGACGUACGAACUCACCCGAAGUCGCCUGCCUGGAUACAGCACAGAGUUCAAGGGGCUGGUAGCUGGUACAUGUGCCACUGUAAUUGGCCAACUACUGACAGUGCCUGUGGACAUAGUGUCGCAGCACAUGAUGAUGGAAGGCCAGGGGAAAUGGAGUCAGAAGGCCACCAGUCGAGCCAAGCCCAGUCAAUACAUAUUGGUCAAGAACACAGACUAUGUACUGCCCAAGAAACAAAAGGUGGUGCGAAGUGCGUACCACAUAGUGAGUGAGAUAGUUCAUCGCGAGGGGUUCCAGGGUCUCCACAAAGGUUACUCUGUCAGUCUCCUCACGUACGCCCCCAACAGUGCCCUGUUCUGGAGUAACUACAGCAUGUUGUUUCGCUGGUGUAUGGAGUCAGGAUUGGGGGAGGCCCUCCCACUCCCGCUCGUGCAGGCGUCGUGUGGUGUGGUGGGAGGUGUGACGUCUGCAGCACUCACUAACCCACUGGACGUACUCAGAACUAGAUAUCAGUUGGAGGACUCCCAGAGCAUCAGACAGACAUUCAACAGACUGUGGAGGGAGGAGGGGCUCAGGUUUCUUUCCAAGGGACUAUCGGCACGAGUUGCAUCUGCUGCUCCAAAUAGUGCCAUCCUCAUCAGUACCUACGAGUGGGUCAAACGCAAGAGCCUGCUGCGGACAGAACAGUAGCCUUUUAUACCAUAGGUGAUCUUUUACUAUGUGAUUAUUUAUUGGUCAAAAGUAUGGGGAGUGCACAGUCACAGGCAAAUCUCUUUAGAGGAGGGUAUAUAGAGAGAUUAAUGUUUUCCUGUCCCUUCACUCUCUCCGCCUGUUUGUCAGUCCAAUCCUUCCACCAGUCUCUCCAGUCACUUCACUCGUUCAAACCUCAUUCAUCUCUCCUCCUACGGAGCUCCCUGCAAAUGUACUCAAUUCGUGCUGUGUUCAUAUGUUGUGAACUUCAUCUGUGUGCAUUGACCUGGUGGCUCACUAUGGAGCCGGAUCCUGGCUCACUUCUCCCACAUCAUCACUGAUCUCUUCUCUCUUCUCCUGCGAGUCCAAAUACCUUCGCAGCUUCUUCGCGGCUCUCAUUCUUGCUGCUCUGCUAUCAACUGUUUUCUCUUCGGCGCUUCCCUACCAUUGCAUGCCUUUUCGCUUCCCCCUCGCGCGCACCCCGGCUCAAGUCACUCCUCGUGCAACUCCUCCGACCUCACCGCUGAUCUCUUCUCUCUCUUCCGCUUUGCCCAAAGGCCGCCUUCGCAGCCUCUUGACAGCUCUCAUUCUUGCUGCUUUCUCCACCAACAUCUUUCUCCCGCGCGCCGCGAGACGGAGCCUUUGUGCGCAUGCGCGGCAGUGCGGCAGCAGGCCGGCCGGGCGAUGAGCAAAAUUUAAAAUAAGAACUACACUAUUCGGUUGCUAACAAGAGUGUAUCUCUCCACUUCAGAGAGCGACCGUUGUUUUACUGUCUUCCUGGCAGCGGCACUACUUGUUCUCUGUCUCACUCCUCCCUCGGCUCCUCCCACAAUGAUGACAUCACCAGCCACACCAGAAUUCGUCUCACUCCCAUGUGAGCAGGGACUACUCUCAUUACUGGAUGCAGCACCUGUCGACGACUUCCUGUCCUCGCAGUAGCUCCUGGCCCCAUGCAGUAGCAGGAUCCCCACUACAACCUUGACUGAUGUCAGACUUGGGACACAGAGACAAACGGAG
Geodia barretti is the source of this 2194-nucleotide messenger RNA. The record is from the annotation of a GenBank genome assembly. NCBI's taxonomy places the organism in Eukaryota, Metazoa, Porifera, Demospongiae, Tetractinellida, Geodiidae.